AUGGAAAGUUUGGAUAUUAGCAUAUCUCUUGAUUUAAGUGAAUUUUUAGAUGAAGAAGAUGAAGAAUUAGAAAAAGUUUGCCGAGAGCAAGAAGAGGAGUGGAUGACUUUGUGUCAACUAACAGGUAAAUAUGUUUUGACGUAUUGCGAAAAGUACUUAUGUAAGGAGCCUUGUCGUACAUCAAAGCGCUCCGGACAUAUAUUUAUUCAAGAGCUAUUACGAGGAAAUGAAACUCGUUGUUAUGAGAAUUUUCGAUUGAAGAAAGCGGUGUUUAUUGAUUUAUCCAAUGACUUAACAGAAAAAUAUGGGCUUAAAGCCACUCGUGGAAUUUCUACACACGAAAUUUUAGGCAUGUUUUUGAUGGUUUGUGCACAUGAAGCGGGAAAUCGAAUGAUAAAAGAAGUUUUCAACAUUCUGGAGAGACGAUGGGAAGGAUCAGAUCAUGACAAUCGUAUAUUUCGUGAGGCUCUUUGUAGACAAGAACUCAACUUUCCACAUCCAUUGGAAAAUAAAUAUUAUCUAGUUGAUUCUGGAUAUUCCCACACGAAGGGAUACAUGGCUCCUUACAGAAGAGAUAAUGUGAGGUAUCACCUUUCUGACUUUCGGCGUGGUGCAACACGACAAUUACGGGAGCCAAAGGGAGGCAUUGAAAAAUUUAAUUAUUUGCAUUCUUCUUGUAGAAAUAUAGUAGAACGUACAUUUGGUGUAUGGAAAGCGAGGUGGUCCAUUUUGCACGACAUGCCUUACUAUAACAUUGACACUCAAAGGGAUAUCGUAAUUGUUACUAUGGCCAUUCAUAAUUACAUUAGAAAGAACUGCAAUGUGGAUAAUGCGUUUCAAGUAGCUGAGAAUGAAAGAUACAUCCCAUCGGUUGAUUUUGAUGUAGGCUCAACUUCAACGGCUAACAAUAUGGACGGCGAAAAUAUGAGUGAGGAAAGUAAUGUGCAUUAG
This is a messenger RNA of Capsicum annuum, 951 nucleotides long. RefSeq lists its product as uncharacterized. Bases 1 to 951 code for a protein of 316 amino acids. The record is from RefSeq and is a predicted model, not a curated record. The transcript has 2 exons. NCBI's taxonomy places the organism in Eukaryota, Viridiplantae, Streptophyta, Magnoliopsida, Solanales, Solanaceae.